Molecule: messenger RNA, 2976 nt
Organism: Copidosoma floridanum
Lineage: Eukaryota; Metazoa; Arthropoda; Insecta; Hymenoptera; Encyrtidae
Gene: Rnb
Product: BTB/POZ domain-containing protein Rnb
Biological process (GO): anatomical structure morphogenesis
Cellular component (GO): cytosol
Molecular function (GO): protein binding
Source: RefSeq, a predicted model, not a curated record
UGUCACGGAGAGCAGCACCAGUUAACAAAAAAAAAAAAAAACACGGGGACCAUGGCAGGGGCCCGGACUCGAGGAAGCUAGUUAGCUAGAGCGCGAUAUGUUCGAAGAGCCAAACCCGACCGCGAGCGAAAGGGGGAUUGCAAAUUGCAAGCAGGAGGCGAACAUCGCGGGCAGCAUAACUGCAAAAGUUGUUGCUGUUGCUGAAUCAUCGAUGUAUGCCACGAGAUAUGUCCGAUGAUCUCGAAAAGCCGUUCAGCCACACGCUGAACGAGCUCAGGAAACACUUCAAGACCAAAGCCAAGGCGAACAUGCUUGUCUGCUUGAACCGUCUCAAGAGCGACGUGCAGUCGAGCAAGCGCUUCGUCAAAGCUGGCGGCCUAGAUCUGCUUGUCCAGCUGCUCAGAUUCCAGGAUGUCAAGAUCAUCAACGCCUCGCUUAGUUUGCUUGCCAAUUUAUGCAUGAACUCCGACGUGAGACAGCAGGUGCGAGAGACAAACAUAGCUACCAAUACCUUAUGGGUACUAGAUAAUUUGAAUCCCGGUGAUAAUUUACACUGCAGAGCUUGUAGGCUCAUAGGAAAUUUGUCAGACUGUAGCUGGCAUGCUAAAGCAUUCUAUGAUGCUGGAGCAGUACCUAUUAUGCAUGAUGUGUUACGUACAAAAGCCAAUACCCAAACUUAUUUGAUGGCCAUAAGAGCAAUAAGGAAUAUUUGGAGCAUGUAUGAUCAGAGUAGGGAUAAAAUCGUUUCCAGUGGUGUCAUCAAAACAAUAACGACGAUCUUUAUUAGUGCUGGCAAGAAAUCCCAGGAUAUCAGGUAUUUGGACUUGGCAGAAACCUGCAUGAAAGCAAUGGGAGCCUUUCUUGUUGGUUCAAACAACGAUCACGCCCAGCAGAUGGCUGGUGAAAAUCUGGACGGUUAUCGUACUUUAGUUACCUUUUUGAAGGCUCAAAAUAAAUUGGCCAUACGAUGCAUGUACAGUUUGUCAGCCAUAGCCGAGUGCAGGCCACUGCUGGGUAACUGUGGUGCUGUAGACACUACGGUGCAACUGGUCGAGAAUCAUGCUGCUCCUUUUGGCGAAAUCGUGGCAACGUUAUGUUUGUUUUGCCGCGAGGCGGUCAAUCGGAUUCGAAUUCGCUAUCGUUUAGGACUCCAGGCGAUGAUGGAGUUGAUGAAAAGGAAGGACCACGAGAGAUACCAUCCUGUAUUGCUUCACGGAAUUGUUCAAUUCGUUUACGACGACGACAGUAUAAAGAUUAUGCUAGAAAACGGCUUGCUUGACAUUUUGACGGAAAAAAUGAAGUUGAUGGCCGUUGAGUUACCAGAAGAGCUGGAUGAAAAAUUAACGCCAAAAAAGCGCAUAGGAGAUCGGUCGCCACAUAGGAAACCUGAUAUUAAAUACAAUAAGACUAAUUCAGGAAGGUUUAGUUUAGAUUAUCAACAAGAUGACUGGAGCCCAAGGAGUUCUAGGAGUGGCUCAUCCACUCCACCUAGUACGCCUCCUAUGAAAUUGUUUGAGGACAACAAAGACUCUAUUGAGAACUGUGAGGAAAAUUAUAGUCCUGUUUGUAGUGAUGAUGAGUGGGCAGAUGAAGAACUGCAAGAAGAAUUAGGAUCGUUGAAAAGUUUUUCUUCUGCUACAGUUGAAGAAAUCCAAGAAACAAAUAGAGUCACGAAAAUGGAAGUCAAUAAGCAUGCUAAUGUUUGGACAUUGGUGCUGCUGAGUAAAUUGAGUCACUUGAAUAGUCCAAUCGAAAGGCUCGCCGAUCCGGACAUGAUUAAAUCUCUUGUCACAUACAUUAGACUUGCAAAAAAUCCAAAAGCCUCUCGGAUACUCAGUAGAAUUGUCAAAAAUCAAGCUUAUUUGAUGCCGUUGAUCAAACAAGGUUUUGUAUUUGAAGCGCAGGAUCUGAGUGGCAUUGACUCGUACGCGCGCGAUUUGAGUGCCCUAGCCGAAACCGGUCCCGCGAUGGGAGAAUUCAGGUCGAUUUUACUACGUCUCCAAGAGCCUCAUCGUUUCAUGUUUGCCAUUUCCAUUCCCUUUCUUAUAAAAUCGAAGGAUCAGUUACGUUGCCUGCUCUGUACUUACGGCGCAAUGCCUCUCAUAUUCGAAGUGCUAUCGGACAGCGAGCAUCAGUUGCAUAAAGAGGCGGUGUGGUCGAUAUGUCAUCUUGCUGACUCACUCGACAUCAAGCCCGAAGUGCUUGACAAGAGUCAGAUAAACGAUAACGGCCUUGUAGCUCACCAUGAGACUAGUCUAAACUGCAGUGUAGAUAAUCCUGUAAAGCCAACGACAGUUACAUUCGAACUGGACGAUGGGACGACGGUAGACGCGUGUCGUCGUGUGCUGUGCCAACGCUCUGACGCCUUUUCAGCUAUGUUAGAAGGCAACUUUUCGGAAUCGAAUAAGCGUCGCGUCAAGCUAAAGAAUACUACCAAGGACGGUCUCACAACUCUGCUGUUAGCUGCCAAUGGUUCUGACUUUGACGACAAUCAAAUCGAAGCUCUGCUUGAUGGUGCUCUACUGGCAGACAAGUUCCUUAUGGCUGAGAUCUCGGAUCAACUAACCGAGAGUUCGAUAUCCAAACUGAAUUACAAAAACUAUUUCAGAGCGUGGAUGUGGGCGCGCAGCAAUGCAUGCCAUGAGCUCAAAUCCUGCUGUGUCAAGAGUUUCUUAACCACGAAGAUGUCUAAAACUCAGAGACUCAGGGCCUUUAGGGAUUUUGCGACGAACGAUCAUUUUAAAGAGUUUCUUGAUGAAAUCCAAGAAAUCAUCAACACUGUUCUUGUUCAUCGUUGAACUUUUUAAUGCCAUUUCAUUAUCAGAUACUUAACGAAAAAGCAUAAUAUAAUUUGUAAGUACGUUUUGUACAAACUAAUAUCCUAAAUAACGUACGUUUAACUUUAAAUUCAGGUGAUGAAGUUACUGUGACUGUGUACCUGCUUUAAAUAAAAAAAAAACGUUUUUAUAUUCUUCA